GUGUAGGGGGUAUAAGGCCUAAUUAAUAGACUAGAUAGUGCGGAGUAAGGGGGGAUUGGAACGCGGCCUGGUGUACAGUGAAAAUGAGUGUUAUGAUGAUGAGGACGUAGGUUUCACGUAGCCUGGCAUUUCAUCGCUGCAUCACUCACUGACCAAGAGACGGCGUCUUUUUAUAUAUAUAUAUACACACACACACAUAUGUGCUGCGCACUCUUCCUGCACCAAAUGACAAUGACCGGAGGAAAUACACCGGUUUUUCUGAGCUGAAAUUUGGCAAAGAAGCAACAUCGACGCUAUUUAAGCAGCCAGGCGCGCGCUCGGGGACUGCUGGAGGGUUGAAACUGAAACAGUAACAUCCUCUGACGCUGAGCAGGGAAACAAGGUAGACGUAAUUUCCUGCAUGGCUCUGAACACAAUGAUUGGCUCCUGCCUUUCUAGAUCUGCCUGCUUCUAACUGCAUCCUGAUUGGACAGCUUCUGUGCAGCGAGCUUAUCAGAGCCAUGACUUAGACAUACUGCACUUUCAGAGAUGGAGAAAAAGAAAAUGUGUCAGCGCCUCCUGGACUACCUGGUGGUAGUUGGAGCCAGGCAGCCCAGUAGCGAGAGUGUGGCCCAGACGCCCCAGCUGCUGAGGCGUUACCCACUAGAGGACCACCCUGACUUCCCUCUGCCCCCAGAUGUGGUGUUUUUCUGCCAACCAGAAGGCUGCUUGAGUAUGCGACAGCGCCGUGUCAGCCUGCGCGACGACUCAUCCUUCGUCUUCGCGCUCACCGAUAAGGACUCUGGCAUCACGCGCUAUGGCAUCUGCCUCAACUUUUACCGCUCCUUCCAGCGAGGCCACCAUCGCUCACGUUCAGAAUGCAAAGACAAGCCUCCACAGACAGACCCUGCAGUCGAGGCCACUGAGAUAUGCGACCCUUCCACAUUGUCUCUCUCGGGUGACCACGCAGCGCCCGUGGCAGGAGACAGGGUGCCAGAGACGAGCACCGGAAGGUCACCGCGUCCCAAACGCAGCGCCAAGGCAUCAGCACGGAAUCGCAACAGCAUGCUGACGUCCCUGUGCAUCCUGAGCCACUACCCGUUUAUCUCCACCUUCAGGGAGUGUCUGUACAUCCUCAAACGCAUGGUGGACUGCUGCAGCCACAGACUCAGCCAGAGAACUGCCAAGGGUAACCAGCGGGACACCAUGUGGCGCAUGUUGGCCGGCGCUCUUUCCGUCGAGGAGAAGGAAAAAGGUACUCAGCUACUCCAUGACCUGAGGGAAAUUGAAUCGUGGGUGUACAGGCUGCUGCACUCGCCGGUGCCUGUAGCAGGCGUGCGACGUGUCGACGUGGAAGUGCUGCCUCCAGAUUUGCAGCCGGCGCUUACUUUCGCUGUACCCGACUCGUCUCGUUUCUGUCUCGUGGACUUCCCACUGCAUCUGCCCUUGGAGCUGCUGGGGGUGGACGCUUGCCUGCAGGUGCUCAGCUGCAUCCUGCUUGAACACAAGGUGGUACUUCAAUCUCGGGAUUACAACGCUCUCUCCAUGAGUGUGAUGGCUUUUGUGGCCAUGAUCUAUCCCCUGGAGUACAUGUUCCCGGUCAUCCCUCUACUGCCCACCUGUAUGGCUUCAGCCGAACAGCUCCUGCUAGCACCGACUCCAUACAUCAUCGGCGUGCCGGCCAGCUUCUUCCUGUAUAAAUCCGACUUUAAGAUGCCUGAUGAUGUUUGGCUGGUGGAUCUCGACUGCAGCAAGGUAAUUGUGCCCAAGAAUGCAGAAAUACUCCCGCCUUUGCCUGAACCAGAAGCGACAGAGCUGAAGAAACACCUGAAGCAGUGUCUGGUUAGGUUGACUGUGAUCACCCAAAAGCAGAUCUUCGCCUCCGACACAAAGGCUUUGGCCAGUAUGAGUCUGAACACUCAGCCUAUUCUAAACCUGGAGAAGUUCCAGGAGGGUCAAGAUCUGCCUCUUCUGCCCCCAGGCCGUGAUAAGUCCUCCCCCUCCUCCACCGAGUUUAACCCUCUUAUUUAUGGAAAUGAUGUCGACUCUGUGGACGUGGCCACAAGGGUGGCAAUGGUGAGAUUCUUCAACUCUCCAAACGUACUGCAGGGCUUUCAGAUGCACACACGUACACUGCGACUCUUCCCACGACCCGUGGUAGCCUUUCAAGCCAUGUCUUUCCUGGCAUCACGUCCACGGCGCACCAGCUUUGCCGAGAAGCUCUCGCACACACAGGCUGUGGAAUAUUAUGGGGAGUGGGCCCUAAACCCUACGAACCUGGCCUUCCAAAGGAUUCAUAAUAAUGUGUAUGACCCCUCCUUGAUAGGUGAUAAGGCUAAGUGGUAUGCUCAUCAGUUGCAGCCUGUGUUUUAUCGCGUGUACGAUGGAAACUCGCAGCUUGCAGAGGCUAUAAGUGGACCACUAGAGGAUGACUGUAAUGAUUCGGACCCUACAGAUGACAGUGGAAGUGACAGCGAGGCAUACGACGAUUCCAGCUCUUCUUACUCGUCACUGGGAGAUUUUGUGAAUGAAAUGAUCAAAGGGGAUAUCCAGGGCGACACACCAAAUGUCGAUCCCUUGACACACGCAGCACUGGAGGAUGCCAGUGAAGUAGAAAUCCAUGAAUUCCAGGAGUAUAAGGGCGAGGAGAGCGAGGAGCGCGGGUCUGAGGUCGAGGGACCUGCUGAAGCCACAGAUGGCCAGCCGCACCGCUCCAGUUCCAGCACCACAGCCAGCUCCAGCCCCAGCACCAUCAUCCAGGGCGUGAAUCAUGAGCCGUUAGAGCCUGUUGAGAUUGAGGCGUCAGCUAGUGCGGCUCUACAGAACUCUGUCCCUGGAUUAUGUCUCCCGCCGUUCACUCGAUCCAGCCCAGAGCCCCCGCCUACGGACUCGACGAGUAAGAAGCGAGAGUACGAUAACCCGUAUUUUGAGCCGCAGUACGGCUUCCCUGCAGAAGAAGAGGCCGACAGUGAAGAGCAAGAGGAGAGCUACACACCACGCUUCCACCAAAAUAUCAACGGAAACAAGCCAUCUCGCCCGUUGAGACCCAGCAGCCUGAAACUUCCAGGCGAGUGUGAUGGAGAAGGAGACUCUAAGAACAGUUCUCCCAACUCCACCAUCUCCAACAACAGCGGUGAUGGCUUCGGAGGACUCAUGUCUUUUGCAAGUAAUUUGUAUAAGAACCACGGCACCAGCUUUAGUCUGUCCAGCCUGGCUCUUUCUAACAAAGCGGCCCGAGAGAAGAAUACUCCUUUCCCAAGUCUUAAAGAUGGUGGUGAUGAGAGUCCUGACAGUCCUGGCUCCCGUGCUCCUCGAGCACUGGUGGAUCAAAAGUCCUCUGUGAUUAAACACAGUCCCACUGUAAAGAGAGAGCCACCUUCGCCCCAGGGCCGAGCCAACAACACCAGCUAUCUGAGAGAACAGGGCUUGGACGCUCUCGUCCGUGUGUGCAGUGAAAAUCAGCAUUUCCUAAAGGACGUGGUGCUGAGCGUGUUGGAUGGCCAGGGUGUCGGUUGGCUCAACAUGAAGAAGGUACGCCGCCUGCUGGAAAACGAGCAGCUGCGCGUCUUCAUGCUUAGCAAGCUCAACCGAGCCGUCCAGUCAGAAGAGGACGCUCGGCAAGAAGUCAUCAGAGACGUGGAGAUUAACCGAAAGGUCUAUAAAGGCAUGUUGGACCUGCUGAAAUGCACAGUUUCCAGUCUGGAGCACUCCUACACUAAUGCAGGCCUGGGUGGCAUGGCCAGUGUGUUCAGCCUGUUAGAAAUUGCAAGGACCCACUACCAAACCAAAGAGCCAGAGAAGCGAAAGCGGAGUCCCAUGGACGGGGCGAGCAGUCCGGGCAGUAAGGAGAGCCCGUCUGUGCGCCUUGAGAGUGCCAGAGCGGCAGGCGUGCUCCUGAUGCCCAGAAUUCAGCUGCCACCCCCUCCCUCUGGGAAAGGGGCACAUCAGUUUGACACCCGGAGUCUGAACGAAGAGAAUUUUAUUGCUUCUAUUGAAUUGUGGAGCAAGCACCGGGAUAACAGAAAGCAAAAAGCUAUGGAAAAAGAACAGAGGGCGGAUGGGGCGAAACAGCGUCCAGAAGGGGUCGACACAGAGGAGAAGAAAUCCCAGAUAAGUGCGGACAGUGGGCUCAGUGUGACCUCAGGCUCUCAGAAGAGCGAUACGGAGUCAUUGGCGAGUUCAGAGCCUCCGGUUUUGACGAGGAGUACCAGUCAGGACUCUGAGGCCAGCACAGUGGUGAGUAACAGCUCAGGUGAGACACUGGGGGCUGACAGUGACCUGAGCAGCACGGCAGGAGACGGACCGAGCGGCCGUCCGUCUCCUCACCUCGCUCUGUCUCGCAGCACUCUCUCAGACAGUGAGAUCGAAACCAACCCUGCCACCAGCUCUAUGUUUGGAAAGACCCAUAAGCUGAAGCCAGGUGUGAAGGAACCUAUUGGGGGUGUGGCUAAGGGAGCUCCUGCCCAGCCCCAUGAAGAUCUCAGCCUGAGGAUCUAUCUGUGUGAGGGGCUUCUGGGGAGGGAUAAGAGCUCAAUGUGGGAUCAGCUGGAGGACGCUGCCAUGGAAACCUUCUCUCUGAGUAAGGAGCGCUCUACUCUGUGGGACCAGGUGCAGUUUUGGGAGGACACGUUUCUGGACGCUGUAAUGCUCGAAAGAGAGGGAAUGGGGAUGGACCAGGGACCACAGGAGAUGAUUGACAGGUACCUGUCACUGGGUGAGCAUGACCGUAAGAGACUGGAGGAGGAUGAGGACAGACUGCUGGCCAAUCUGUUGCACAACAUGAUAGCCUACAUGCUAAUGAUGAAGGUCAAUAAGAACGACAUCAGGAAGAAGGUCCGCCGUUUGAUGGGGAAGUCUCACGUCAGUUUGAUGUACAGCCAAGAGAUCAAUGAGGUUUUGGACCGCCUUGCACACAUGAACGGAAGGGAACUUCCUAUAAGGCCGAGCGGAAGCCGGCAUAUAAAAAAGCAGACUUUUGUGGUGCAUGCCGGGACUGAUACCACAGGGGAUAUAUUCUUCAUGGAGGUGUGUGAUGACUGCAUCGUACUACGCAGUAACAUAGGGACGGUGUAUGAACGGUGGUGGUACGAGAAGCUGAUCAAUAUGACUUACUGUCCCAAGACCAAAGUGCUGUGUCUAUGGAGGAGGAAUGGACUGGAGACGCAGCUAAACAAGUUCUACACGAAGAAGUGUCGGGAGCUGUACUACUGCGUCAAAGACAGCAUGGAGCGUGCAGCAGCACGACAGCAAAGCAUCAAACCAGGUCCAGAACUAGGUGGAGAGUUCCCUGUGCAGGAUAUGAAAUCGGGUGAGGGCGGUCUCCUGCAGGUCACCCUCGAGGGGAUUAAUCUCAAAUUCAUGCACAGCCAGGUUUUCAUAGAGCUGAAUCACAUUAAAAAGUGCAAUACAGUGAAGGGAGUCUUUGUCCUGGAGGAAUUUGUUCCUGAAACUAAAGAAGUGGUGAUCCAUAAGUACAAAACUCCCAUGGCACAUCAGAUCUGUUACUCCGUGCUCUGUCUCUUUUCCUACAUGGCUGCCGUGAAGGGGAAGGAGGCAGAGGGCAAACCCAAGAUGCUGUCCCCUCGCCCAUUACCCAGCUAGUGCACAUUAUCUGCCUGCUGUAUUAUAUUUCUGGUUUUGUCCAAAACCCCCCUGUAAGAGCUACACUAUAACUUAUUCUCCACACAUCUGCUUAUUUACUGCUCUCUUGAGCCUCUGGCUUACUUGCCUGUCCUGGACAGUAUUCCUUACACUUAUCCACCCACUCACAGUAUUUAAUCAAGAUCAACGACAAGUACAUAUUACAAGUAUAAACAUACUGUUUUCUCUCCAGACAUUAUAAUAUAUAUCAGAAUGGAACGGUAACCUCGCCCACUGCAGAUCUUUCCUCAACUCUUAUUCGUCACUGUCCUGGGUGUUUUUUUGUUGGGUUUUUUUUUUUGCCUCUAGCGAGCCAUAUUGACAUGCUGCUGUCCCCUUUUCUUGCAUGUGAUCAGAGGUGCCACACUAUGCCGACACUAAAAAUUUGCAUUGGUAUGUGCAGAAGAGUGCCCUCUGUCCUAGCAAGCGCUCCAACUUCCCCUUUCCUUAACCCAUCCUUAGAAAUCUUAGAAAAAUAAUUCUGUGUAGUCACUGGGAACGUAACAUCUGUCCUGUCUAAUGAUGAUUUAAAAUGCUUCAUGUUAUGGGGCUAUGGAGACUGUGUGUGUGUGUGUGUGUGUGUGUGUGUGAAAGAGAGAAUGUGAGCCUUAGCAGGUAACCACACAGUGCUUAAGUGUUUCAUUCAGCCUGUUCCCUCUGCUGUAUUUGGUCCAAGGUGUGUGUACAUCUUUAGCUUUGCCUUGAGCCUACUGUACUAGUUUUACUGUAAAACUGUCUGUGAACAGCUGUGAUAAAUUUGCAUGUUGCUGUAACAAAAUUAAGGAAAAAAAAAAAAAGCAAACGAAAAACACUGAAUAGUAAUAUGAAAAACCUAUGCUGUACAUUUCACUGGAGCAAUGUUUAAAAAGAAAUGUAAUGUUCUAAAACAAACUGUGGUUUGUUGAGUAGAUGUGCAAUACUGUAGUGGGUACGAAGAACAAGUUCUCCACUGUCCCCCGUGAGUGUGAAAGCUGAGGGAGUGUGUGUAUUUGAAUGCAUUUCUGAACCAUAGUAAUAGAGGCAAGUUGACGCAUGUGAACGCUGAAACAGCUGCUUUUGGAGAUCUCGUGUUCAGAUGUGGGUCUGUAGGUGUACUGAUGUCCUGCCGUCAAAUCACCGUUUGAGAGAAUCUACAUAUGUCAUUUGGAGAAACGUCCCAUUUAAAUUGUCAUUUUCUUGCUUUUGUAAGUGUGUGUGUGUGUGUGUGUGUGUGUGUGUGUGUGUGUGUGUGUGUGUGUGUUCAAGGAGGAGUGUGCCUACAUUGUCUCUGAUACACAUUUUUAAUGUUCUUUUAUGUGGUGUUCUAAUUUUUUUAAACAGUUGUCCUUUUUGGGAAGCGUAUGUACCGUAGAAAAUGUUGUCUCCUUGAAGAGCAAUCGUUUUUAGAUGGUCUUAAAGGCCCACGGUCUGUAGGCUUAGUUGUAAAUAGCACAAGGUUCGUCAGGUCAAAGAGUCUCCAAAGACAGAUGUUUUGAUGUGAAUGCUGAGUGACCGAGAGAAACAGACACUGUAGCAUCUGAGCUAGUCAGGUCUUUCAUUCGCUUUCACUUACUACUGAGAACAAGAGGGAAAAGGAGAACACAGACAUGUUGGAUGUAAAUAUUUCAGUGUUUAAAAAGUAUUUAUAGAACCUGUACAGCUUUGGCAAUAUGACAAUAAAAGAUGUCUAACCCAAAUAAGUGGCCUUUUAUGUGAACUUCAUGCUUUAUGUCGAGUUGGAAAUGAAUGUGGGGUUGGUUUUAUUCUCUUGUUUCUUGCAGGGCAUUCCAAUGUACAAGCCACAUGUUUCAGCCAGACAAGUCAGGUCUGAUGGAUUGAGGUAAUACAGCAUCAUGAGCUGAUGCAACUUCCUUUUCAAAACAACAAAAAAUGGGACAGAAAUGUGUGUUUUUGGAGCUAUAAAAAUGUUAUUUAAAAUAAAUGUAUUGCCUUUUAAUUGAGUUUUCAUUGGUUAUAUAUUUAUACUUAAUAGGUACGACAUUAAUACAACUAGAUAACAAACCGGUGAGUCUACGUAGUUCGAAAGAAUUAGACAAAACUUGAAAGAUAAUUGUUUUAAAUAUAUUGUGCUUACACUUUAGGGUGUGUUCACUUCCUACUACACAACUUGUGCUGCAAAUAGCCACUCAUUUCUAGCAAGUUGACAAGGGUUCUCGAAAACACAAGUGCAGGGUCGAUGUUUUAAAAAAAAAAAAAAAAAAAGAGUCUGCUGCUCUUGAUUUUAGUACCUUACUGCAGCCUGGCCUGCAAUAAUAACCUGUACAUAAUCUCCUUUUGAGAAGCUCUGUUUUUAAGACAUUAAAAGUAUGUUACUUUUAUCACUGAUGCCCCUGAUAUCAUCCUGAACAGUUUUAAAUCUGGAGACAGGGUGAGUGAGCUUUUUGUGCAGCAUGCAAACAUACAUUUAAGACAUUGAGCUUAAAAUGUUACAAAGAUGAUUACACAUUGAUACUAAUAAAGAGGGGG
Molecule: messenger RNA, 8085 nt
Organism: Ictalurus punctatus (channel catfish)
Lineage: Eukaryota; Metazoa; Chordata; Actinopteri; Siluriformes; Ictaluridae
Gene: madd
Product: MAP-kinase activating death domain
Exons: 39
Coding region: 529-5580 (1683 amino acids)
Biological process (GO): regulation of apoptotic process; regulation of Rab protein signal transduction
Cellular component (GO): cytosol
Molecular function (GO): guanyl-nucleotide exchange factor activity
Source: RefSeq, a predicted model, not a curated record